Aspergillus nomiae NRRL 13137 is the source of this 1317-nucleotide messenger RNA. RefSeq lists its product as uncharacterized. The record is from RefSeq and is a predicted model, not a curated record. Gene Ontology annotation, molecular function: DNA-binding transcription activator activity, RNA polymerase II-specific. Gene Ontology annotation, biological process: regulation of transcription by RNA polymerase II. The transcript is spliced from 4 exons. Bases 1 to 1317 code for a protein of 438 amino acids. NCBI's taxonomy places the organism in Eukaryota, Fungi, Ascomycota, Eurotiomycetes, Eurotiales, Aspergillaceae.
AUGUUGGCUCAAAGCUGCGAAGAGCGGUAUGGAGAGGAUACUGCCGUUCUCGUUCUCGUUCUCGUGUUCGUUGUCGUGUCGCCCCAACAUCUUGUCCAGGCUAGCUACCGACCACACUCACGUCAGUAUCUCAGCCACGACGACAAGACCAAAAUUGAUGGAGACGCUCAGCCCAUCGAGCGUGGUCUAUCCUUCCUGGGCCUUCCCAUUGUAAUACUUCACGCGCCGGGGUUGUCUUUAUAUGGUCCUCAACAUGCCACCUCGACGGUCGCACAAGAAAUCGCGAAAUGGUUGCGAUCAAUGCAAGGAGAGAAGAGUAAAGUGACCGAUGGUUCCCAAGACUACCACCACCGGAGACAAUCGCAGUCAAAGCACCAUGACAAGCAGCCUAUCAGCUCCGUAAGAUCUGUCGAGCCAAGAUUUGUCCUUCGUGAUCUCGAACUCAUGCAUAAGUUCUCGACCGAGACCUUCCAAUGUCUAUGUGGAGACCAGUCCGACAUGGGUGACUGGCAGGUCCUCAUCCCCCAACAAGCAUCAAAGCAUACUUUCUUACUCCAUGGCAUCCUCGCACUCGCAGCUUUGCAUAUCGCAGCUACAGCCACAGAGCGUACUAUCGUGCUGUCAUAUCUCGAUACUGCGCUUCAAUACCACAAUAUGUCAUUCGCCCCAUUCCGACAAGCGCUCGACGCGCUCACCCCGUUGAACUGCGACGCUGUCUUCGCCCAGUCCGCCAUAAUAACCGUCAUUGGUAUCGCCUUACCGCGCCUCAACGCUCAACACAGAGGCGAAUGCUUCAGCAUGAUCGAGAACAUGAUCACCGUGUUCGAGCUCCUACAAGGCUCAACUAAGGUCUCCCGCAUCAGUCGACCAUGGCUUAAAGCCAGUAUGUUUUCUAAAUACGACUUCUGGCUGAUGGAAACCGGAGACUUGGAUUUCGAGAAGACUGUUGCUAUAAAGAAACUAAGCCGGUUGAAUACCUGUAUCGCCAAUGCCGAGCAAGGUGGUGCUAACCGUGAGGCGAUUGACCUGUUACAGUCUUGUUUUGCUAAGUUUGCUUGUUCGUCUCAUCCUGUGGCUAUUCUUGCUUGGUUGGUCUAUGUGAAGAAGGAUUUUAUCGAUGGGCUGCGGAUGCAUCAGCCGUUUCCAUUGUUGAUUUUGAUGCAUUGGGGUGUGUUGUUGAAUGAUCUAGGGAGUCAUUUCUGGUGGGCGAAAGGCUGUGGUAGGGAUUUGGUAAUUGAGUUGUUGGCUGAGAUUAUAAGUGAAGACCCAGUAUGGGAGCAGGCUUUGGAAUGGCCACGGAAAAUGGUAGGGGUCUGA